Messenger RNA from Rotaria sp. Silwood1, 1353 nucleotides. NCBI's taxonomy places the organism in Eukaryota, Metazoa, Rotifera, Eurotatoria, Philodinida, Philodinidae. The record is from the annotation of a GenBank genome assembly.
AUGAGUUUUUUAUGGGAUUGGUUUACCAAUAUUUUAACAACACUUGGUCUUCAUAAAAAAAGUGGUAAACUUGUAUUUCUUGGCCUUGAUAAUGCUGGAAAAACAACUCUAUUGCAUAUGCUUAAAGAUGAUCGACUUGCUCAACAUGUACCAACACUACAUCCAACUUCGGAAGAAUUAGUUAUGGGUAAUAUGAAAUUUACAACAUUUGAUUUAGGUGGUCAUGCUCAAGCUCGUCGUGUAUGGAAAGAUUAUUUUCCUGCUGUUGAUUCAAUUGUGUUUCUUGUUGAUGCAGUUGAUCGAACACGUUUUGCUGAAGCAAAAGCUGAACUUGAUAGUUUGUUAACAGAUGAACAAGUAGCGAAUGCACCUAUUGUUAUACUUGGAAAUAAAAUUGAUUUACCAGGAGCUUGUAGUGAACAAGAACUUCGUUAUGUACUUGGUAUUUCUACAGCUACAACAGGCAAAGGAAAUGUUCUUCGUUCGGAUAUAGCUGGUCGUCCAAUGGAAUUAUUUAUGUGUAGUGUACUAAGACGUGAAGGUUAUGGUGAAGCAUUUCGAUGGCUUUCACAAUAUCUUUAUGAAUGUGACAUAUGGAAAGCAGCUGAUUGUCCACAAGGACCAUCAAAAGAUGAUGAAAAUUUAAUGAAAUCUCAAUUAUAUACUGAAGAACAAUUACUUGCUUAUUGUGAUGCUGGUAAAACAUUUUCUGAAUGUGUCAAUGAACAUUUACUUUGUUGUGAUAUGCGUACAGAAUAUGCAGCUGCAUUAGCAUCAUUAGAUAUACAACUUAAACGUAAUGCAUUACGUAUUGGAAAAUAUUGUAUAGAUUAUAAUGAAACAAAUCCAAUACAAUAUAAAUGUCGUACAACAUUAAAAACAAUACAAGGUACAAGAUAUCGUUCAACUACAGCAACAAUACCUAUUUGUAAUUUAGAAAAAGCUGGAAAACAAUGUAGUCCAAUUAUUGAAAAUCGUGUUCGUUUUGAUCGUCGAUGGUCAGCACAAGAAAAAGUUAAAUGGUGUAAAGAUGCAUAUGAAUAUCAUACAUGUGCACUUUCAUAUAUAACAAACUGUACAAUAACACCUGUUGCUGGUGAUGUUGCUCAAUUAACUGUUUUCUUAGAUUAUAUUGAAAAAUCUGCAAAUCGUGAAUGUCCAGGUGGUCUAUUUGGUUGUACAGAAAAAGCAGACGAAGAUUCUCGUUGUCAAGAUAAAAUUAGUUUUUUUCUUGAAAAAAAUGCAUUAGCUAAUGAAACGACAAUGAUACACAUAUCAUCAUUAACAUUAUUUUUCAUGCUUUUUAUAUAUUAUGAUAUAAUCAAACUAGAAACAUACAUUCUUUUUCACUAA